Dendronephthya gigantea is the source of this 435-nucleotide messenger RNA. RefSeq lists its product as uncharacterized. Lineage: Eukaryota; Metazoa; Cnidaria; Anthozoa; Malacalcyonacea; Nephtheidae. The record is from RefSeq and is a predicted model, not a curated record. The coding region runs from base 1 to 417 and encodes 138 amino acids. The transcript has 3 exons.
AUGAAGGAUGGCGUUGAACAACUUCAUUUGUUACCAAAAUUUAAAAAUGGAGAGGCUGUUGUUAGAAAUGUAAAAGUGAAGCAAAACUUUGAUUAUGUUGAUGAAAUAUACAAUACAAUGAUUGAUGCAAUCUCUAACAAAAAACUCAAUAAGGCAAUUGAAGAAUUAAAAGGUUUAACACCACCACCAAUGAACAAAAUGCUUGACAUGCAGCCACGUGCUGAGGCUAUUGACAAAAAGAAAAGAAGGGAAAACAUGCCCAUUGUUAAUGUGCCACCAACAAAUCCUGUACCUACUGUUGUGAUUCCAAAUCCUGGUGAUAGCACUGCACGAAACAAGCCAAAGUGCAAAGCAUGCAAACAACCAAUGAAAGGCCACAAAAAUGUUAAAGAUUGCCCCAAGAACCAAAAUAAAUAAUUUUGUAAAAGGGCAGAG